Messenger RNA from Aspergillus tanneri, 852 nucleotides. RefSeq lists its product as uncharacterized. The record is from RefSeq and is a predicted model, not a curated record. The coding region runs from base 1 to 852 and encodes 283 amino acids. The transcript has 2 exons. Lineage: Eukaryota; Fungi; Ascomycota; Eurotiomycetes; Eurotiales; Aspergillaceae. Gene Ontology annotation, molecular function: metal ion binding.
AUGGCAACUCACGUCGUCACCACCACCAAGACCUCUCCCACCACUUCCGCCCACCAGAUUUCCUUAUACGGUCAUGCGUCUCCUGUGAACUCGACCAAUACUACUGCUAAUAGCUCUCCUACCUCGCCUCAGCAGCAGUACCUACCACUUCAAACGCGGCAGCUGCGCCCACCCAAGGCUCCCCUCUAUGUUCCUGCAGCUCUGCGCCCAACCGAGCGCCCUCAGAAACCGUCUCUCCCGACUCCUCCUCGCAGCGUUCAUGGUUCCCUUGAUAGCCUGAACGAUUGCGAAAUCCAAGAGUCCCUUAGUCGUCGUUCUACCAUGGAGAGUGUUAGUAGUGGAAGCAUUAGCAAGAAGGCGGAGGAUGAAUGGAUGAAGAAUGAACACCUCGGUGAGGUCACUGGCCUUCCCACUAGAGAUCACUGGAAGGCCGACUCUGCAUCCCCCAACUGUGACUCUCCCACAUGCCGUUCUUCCUUCGGACUCUUCCUAAGACGUCACCACUGUCGCCAUUGUGGUCAUGUGUUUUGCUCUUCCCACACUCCCUAUUCUGUACCCUUGGACCAAGAUGCGCGCUUCCAUCCCGAAGGGGUCCAAUCCCGUGCUUGCGACCUUUGUUGGAUCGCCUACCAGCGCUGGGAGGAGUCUCGUACUGAGCGUCUGUCCAAGAUUCAGAGCCAGCUCAACUCUCAACCCCUACAGCCCAUCGAGAAUCCUACGGAAGAGACUCGGGUAGAGGUAGUCGAUCUCUUGCAGGAUAGUGACUCCAAGAAGGCACUCGCUGCGGUCCAUAGCCAAACCGGCGAUAUCGCUGCCAGCAUUCCCCGCGGGUGGAACUGGAGCACAUUUUAA